Phragmites australis (common reed) is the source of this 621-nucleotide messenger RNA. Its product is annotated as protein DMP9-like. The record is from RefSeq and is a predicted model, not a curated record. The transcript has 3 exons. Gene Ontology annotation, biological process: endomembrane system organization. Bases 1 to 621 code for a protein of 206 amino acids. NCBI's taxonomy places the organism in Eukaryota, Viridiplantae, Streptophyta, Magnoliopsida, Poales, Poaceae.
AUGGACAGCAGAGCCGCGGCCGGCGCGGUGUCCGUUGAGAUCCGCGACGCGUCCCGGGACGGAAGUGGCCGCGCGGCGGCGAGGGGCGUCCAGAGCACGCUCUCCAAGACGUCCAUGCUCGCCAACUUCCUCCCCACCGGCACGCUGCUCGCUUUCGAGAUGCUCCUCCCAGCGGCGUCCGGGGACGGCUCCUGCUCCGCCGUCAGCGCCGCCAUGCUCAUGGCCCUCCUCGCGCUCUGCGCCGCGUCGUGCUUCCUCUUCCACUUCACCGACAGCUUUCGCGCGCCCGAUGGGAAGGUGUACUACGGCUUCGUCACGCCAAGGGGCCUCUGGCUGUUCAGGACCGGGCCCGGCGUUGAGGUGCCCAGGGAGCAGGGGCGAAGCCAAGAGGACAGGUACCAGCUUAGCUUCGUCGACAUCGUGCACACCAUCAUGUCAGUGCUCGCCUUCGCCGCCAUCACACCCUCUGACUACCGGGUCUCCGGCUGCCUCCUCCCCGGCCACCGCAAGGAGAUGGACGAGGUGAUGGAGAGCUUCCCGCUCAUGGUGGGCGUUGCGUGCAGCGGCUUCUUGUUGGAGUUCCCCAACGCGCGCCACAGCAUCGGGUGCAUGGCUGCAUGA